AUGAAGUAAGUGUCAUGGUAUUUUUUUAUGGGAGGCUUUUCUUUGGCUGCAGUAGUUUUUUCAGAUCGUUUAUACGGACUCUGGUGUGGUCAUCACUACCCUUGUUGGUAUUGUACACAUUAGCUCCUCUUUUGGUUUUCCUCUUCCCCCAUUUUAUGCAACAUUUAUUUUUUCUCAACUUUGGUGAGUUUUUUUUUUAUUUUUUACGCACACCUGUAAGUAUGAUAUGAUGUGUAUUUUUUAGUGAAAUUUCCAUGGAGGGAAUACCACAACUUAACAGAACAUGGAGUGGAUUCUGUUGGUUUAAACUUUUAUAUUGAUGGCCAGGCAUUGGAAGAUGGAUAUAGACCUCGAUUGGGACUCUGGCAUGUUCUUCCUUACGGUUUGAAGCCCGAGAAUGGGAAUGUGAAUCAACAAACGAUGGAGAAAAUCCUAAAAGAAGAUAAUCGACCAGUGGUCGUCUACUUGCAUGGGAACUCCUUCGACCGGACGACGCGUCACAGAAUCGAAUUGUACAAGAUUUUAUCCAAAAUGGGAUUCCACGUCUUCGCGCUUGAUUACCGAGGUUAUGGGGAUUCCACCGGAAGACCCACGGAAGAUGGAAUUGUUGCCGACUCACGGUGUGUGUUUGACUACGUAAGAGAGUUGAUCCCAGAUCGACCUUUGCUAGUCUGGGGUCAUUCCAUGGGCACCGGAGUAGCAACUCGAUUGGUUUCUGAACUCUCUCAGGAAGACAAGAACCCGACUGCUCUCGUUUUGGAAUCCCCCUUCAACAACCUCAGGGACGUCAUCAACAAUCAUCCAUUCAGUGCGCCCUUCCGUUUCCUGCCUUGGUUCGAUCAUCUUGUCAUCCAGCCGUUGAUUGAAUCCGGGCUGAUCAUGCAAUCGGAUCAACGAAUCAAGAAGAUUACCUGCCCAAUUCUGGUCUUUCAUGCGGCCGAUGAUCAUAUCAUUCCGAUAAAACUGGGGAAGAAGCUGGUCGAGUCGGCAGAGAAAGCGGGAAGGAAUAUCCGACUUGUUGAAUUUGAACCCUCCAGGGCAUUCUUUCACAAAUACAUUCACCGAGCUGCCGAAGUUCCCGACAUAGUAAUGUAAUUGGUUUUGGACUUGUAUAGUAAUGCCUUUUUUUGCAAACUUCAUUUAUUUUCAGGGAAUUCUUUGAGAUGAGCAAAUCUCAGCAGACCAAGAAGUCUCCUUAA
This is a messenger RNA of Bursaphelenchus xylophilus (pine wood nematode), 1199 nucleotides long. The record is from the annotation of a GenBank genome assembly. Lineage: Eukaryota; Metazoa; Nematoda; Chromadorea; Rhabditida; Aphelenchoididae.